AACUGGCGUUGUUUAGUUUUGUAUUUAUCUUCGGCUGUUUCGUAAAAAUUGAUAUUUAUGUUUUUUUCUUUGCCGGCUAGGCGAGUGAGACUUAUCUCGCCGUUGAGUAAUCGCAUAAUUGUUCGUUUGAAAAUGUCUCAGCCAAAGAUGAAACUUUCCGAUGAAGAAAGAUUAACCAAAGUUUCUCCUUUGUUAAAUUCUGGAUGGUCAAUGGUUGAAAAUAGAGAUGCUAUUUACAAAGAAUUCCUGUUUAAAAAUUUCAAUGAGGCAUUUGGUUUCAUGUCUCGAAUUUCCAUGCAAGCUGAAAAGAUGGAUCACCAUCCAGAAUGGUUUAAUGUUUACAACAAAGUUCAAAUAACCCUGAGUAGCCAUGAUGUUAGUGGUCUGUCAGAUAGAGAUGUACGCUUGGCAAAUUUCAUUGAAAAAGCUUUUGAACCUUUUAAAGCAAAAUGAAACAUGUUAGUUUGCAAUUCCAUGUUAUUAAUGUUGCAUUUUCUGUGUGUCUUAUUACAAAUAUAUGUGCCUUGAUGUAUUUCAUUGUUUGAAUUACUGAUACAGAUAUUACUGCAUAUUGCCUUAAUUUUGCACGCUCUUAAUUAUUUUCCCCCUUGUUUUAUAUUUAUGAUACAAAUUUUUAGGAAAUGCUUGUUGCAGUGAUUGUUUACAAGAGUAGUAUGAUGCGUUAAAUUCUAAAAUUAGGAUUGUGUUACUAAUAUUUGUGUCUUGUUGUGCUUGGUGUUUUACAUGUUAUUACAAUAAUUUAUAAAGACAAAUAUAUUUCUUAUCAUCAAAAUAUAUAGUUAUAUUUAAUGUCUAGUUUUUUAUGAACUACUUGACAAAAUUGGCACAUAUUUUAAAUAAAUUAAUAUUUUUAAUUUGUGGCAACAUAUUAUUACCUUAAUGUGUGAAACAUUAUUUUACAUUUUUGCGAGGAAGGUAGUGCAGGUCAUAAUUCUGAUAAUCUUAUCUGAAAUAUCUUAUUAAAGCAUAAAAUAUAAUUUUAUUUUAUACUUUUUCACCUAUCUCAUGAUAAUUUUGUGUAAUAACGAGGUAUUUUAUAAAAUAAUGGAUUUUGUUUUGUUUUAGUGGCAAGAAAUGUAUUUUUCAGUGCAAAUAGAAAAAAAAAAAGCUUCUAUUGUUCGUAUCUAAAUGUGAUUAUGCAGAUGUUUUUAUAAAGCAGUAGUGCUUAAUAAUUCUGAAUUCAUAAUGCAAUGAUUGUUAGAUUUAAAAAGAAAUAUUCUUGCAUAUUGUUAUUUGAAAAUUUUACAUAUUUAAUCUGUUUUGUUUUCAUAUAUAAUUCAUUGUUAAUAUCUUAAACAUAUCAGUUUUACUUCUUUGUUUUGAAAAUAAGUCUAUUGUAUGUUUUGAAAUUUAUUGCUCAUACAUUGCUUUAUAUUUCAUGCAUCCUUGAAUCCUUAGCAGAUAUUAUUGAUUUUAUAAAUAUCUCCUUUAAAUUGUAUAUUUGUAAAAUGUAUAUAGCGCUGCUUAGGUGUAUAAAUUUAUUGUCGAUUACAAAUUGUUUUGUAGUAUUUUUUUUAAAUUGUUGUUUUAUUUUUAAUUUCAUUUACAAAUUAUUCAAUCCCAUAAAGUUUUAAUUUUUCUCAAAUCUAUUAUUUUUCAAUAUUAAUUAUGUAAAAUUAAAUUUGAAAGUUAUGGCAAGAUAUAGAGAGAAAGCAAAAAAGAAACUUCUCAUUUAUUUAAUGUUUAUUAUAUAUAACUUAUAUUAGUAUCAAAUGCAAAAUUAUUGCACUACUAU
Molecule: messenger RNA, 1756 nt
Organism: Argiope bruennichi
Lineage: Eukaryota; Metazoa; Arthropoda; Arachnida; Araneae; Araneidae
Gene: Pcd
Product: probable pterin-4-alpha-carbinolamine dehydratase
Exons: 3
Coding region: 58-453 (131 amino acids)
Biological process (GO): tetrahydrobiopterin biosynthetic process
Molecular function (GO): 4-alpha-hydroxytetrahydrobiopterin dehydratase activity
Source: RefSeq, a predicted model, not a curated record